Molecule: messenger RNA, 1368 nt
Organism: Tetrapisispora phaffii CBS 4417
Lineage: Eukaryota; Fungi; Ascomycota; Saccharomycetes; Saccharomycetales; Saccharomycetaceae
Product: bifunctional N-glycosylase/AP lyase NTG1
Exons: 1
Coding region: 1-1368 (455 amino acids)
Biological process (GO): base-excision repair; nucleotide-excision repair; base-excision repair, AP site formation
Cellular component (GO): nucleus
Molecular function (GO): DNA-(apurinic or apyrimidinic site) endonuclease activity; oxidized pyrimidine nucleobase lesion DNA N-glycosylase activity; DNA binding
Source: RefSeq, a predicted model, not a curated record
AUGAGAAUAUUAUUAGACAAAUAUAACAAGUCAAUUUACACUUUCAUUAAUAAAUCAAUCGUAAUGAGGAACACACGCAAACGUUUGAGAAGUGAUUAUGAUCUAGUUUCACCGAUCAAGGAUGAACCUAAAAUUAAAUCGAAAUACUUUAAAAAAGAAGAAGAUGGGUUGAUAGUUACACUAGAUAAUGACAAAAUAGAGGUUCCAUAUGAGGAUAAAGUCGAUAUUGAGUGGGUUAAAACUUUGAAGAAUGGGGAAUAUUUCAAGUAUUUAGAUGACAAAACUGGAGAAAAACCUCAUCAAUGGAGGCAACCCUUAGAUCUUUCUAUUUUUAAGAAUACUCCAAAGCAUCUGCUGCCUGAUAAUUUUAUUUCAACGUAUUCGAAGAUCCGGCUAAUCAGAUCUAUGAUUAGAACUCCAGUCGAUACAAUGGGAUGUGCCACAUUGCCACUGACUGUCGGUGUUAAAGUUGGUAUUAAAAAGUCUCAAAUCAUUCCUAAAAAUUAUAGAUUACAAACUUUACUUGGUGUCAUGUUAUCUGCUCAGACUAAAGAUGAAGUCACAGCACAAGCAAUACAUAACAUUAUGGAAUAUUGCAUAGACGAGUUGAAAUCGGAGGAGGGUUUGAAUUUGGAUUCAUUAUUGGAAAUAGAUAAUAAAACUUUGGAUGAUAUGAUUUAUUCUGUUGGGUUCCAUAAUAGAAAAACUAAGUUUAUAAAAGAAACUGCUAAAUUACUUAAAGAAAAGUAUAAUUCUGAUAUACCUUCUAAUAUAAAAGAUUUAUUAGCUCUACCUGGUGUGGGACCUAAAAUGGGAUAUUUAGUAAUGCAAAAAGCAUGGGGCAAAAUUGAUGGUAUUUGUGUGGAUGUUCAUGUACAUAGAUUUGCUAAAUUAUUCAAAUGGGUAGAUCCUAAAAAGUGUACAACUCCAGAACAUACAAGAAAAGCACUGGAAAAAUGGUUACCUCAUGAGCUUUGGUAUGAGAUAAAUUCCGUUUUAGUGGGAUUUGGACAAGUAAUAUCAGAACCAAGUUUUAAGAGAUUCAGAUUGAAUAGUAACAAAAUGAUUAAUUCUAAGAUCAGCAAAAAUGAAGAAGAUACUCAAAUAACAGGGCUAGAAGAUUGGAGCUUAGAAUUCACAAAAAGUAGAGGUGAUUGUUCAGAAUGGUUGAAUUAUGUUAAUAAUAUAAAUAUCAAAGAAAAUAUUAUCAAAAACGAAGAUGGCUUGGAAAAUAUUUUGAAGACAGAGUAUGCUACCUCCAUUGUAGAGAAAAACGAUGUAUUUCAACUUAAGAGUGAAUCUGAAACUUAUAAAAUUGAGGAACCUAUUUUGAAGAAAGAAACUAUUAAAGUCAAAAUAGAAAACUAA